ACCGUUUUAUGGAGGGCUAAUCGUCGGAAGAUCGGGGAUUUCUAUUAGCUUUUACCCGCUUUAGCCCCGCCUCCAACGGGGGGUCCACAGCUGAUCGGUCGAAACUAAUUGAUGGCUAAACCCGUUCGGAUCACACAGUUGAUUACCGAUCAUCACCUGAAGAUGUCUACGCCACUACUGAUCUCCCUGCUGAUCGUUUCGCUGGCAUUUGUUUUUGGCCAGCAUCCGGAUAUAGUCAGGUCUUGCACGAAAUACAAAAAGAGCGUUUUCGAGGAGGAAGUCCGUUUUGCACUCCUUUUCCCAGGGGCUCCCAUUGAGAGUCGGAUCAUUGAUAAUUGCAGGAGUGACAGGACCCUGAUUGUGGGCGGCCAUCCGGCUCAACCACGGGAAUUUCCGCACAUGGCACGUUUGGGACGUCGUCAGAAUCUGGGAAAAACCGACUGGUUUUGUGGUGGUGCGCUGAUCAGCGAGCGGUUCAUCUUAACCGCAGCUCACUGCCUGGAAUCGGAACAAGGAGAAGUAAAUGUCGUGCGAUUGGGCGAACUGGAUUUUGAUACGGUCGAAGAGGAUGCGGCUCCCAAGGAUUAUGAAGUUUCUGGAUAUAUAACCCACCCGGGCUACGACGAUCCACAGCUUUACGAUGAUAUAGGACUAAUAAAACUAACCGAGGAUGUAAUAUUUGAUCUGUAUAAGCAUCCCGCGUGUCUUCCUUUUCAGCAUGAACCCUUAUCCGACUCCUUUAUAGCAGUAGGCUGGGGAAGCACAGGACUCACGCUGAGGCCCUCGUCUACGCUGCUCAAGGUAAAACUGGAUCGGUAUGGAGGUGGGGUGUGCCAAAAACUGGUUGCCCGGCUACUUGAGGAAUUCCCCCGAGGAUACGAUGCGGACAACCAACUAUGUGUGGGUUCCGAGAUGGCCCGGGACACUUGCAACGGCGACUCGGGUGGGCCUCUGUUGACGUACCAUCAGAAAUUCCCUUGCAUGUACCACGUCGUUGGAUUAACAUCGGCUGGUCUGUCCUGCGGGUCCCCGGGAAUCCCCGGAAUAUACACUCGCGUGUUUCCUUAUCUGGACUGGAUAACCGAAACAAUGCUUAAUUUUUAAAAAUCAAUUAAUAAAUGGUGAUAAAUA
Molecule: messenger RNA, 1131 nt
Organism: Drosophila eugracilis
Lineage: Eukaryota; Metazoa; Arthropoda; Insecta; Diptera; Drosophilidae
Product: serine protease snake
Exons: 4
Coding region: 112-1104 (330 amino acids)
Biological process (GO): proteolysis
Molecular function (GO): serine-type endopeptidase activity
Source: RefSeq, a predicted model, not a curated record